CAAUAAUAAUAAUCAAAAUUCAAAACCGCUAAAACCCUGCAACUUUUCCUCUCUGUAGACGGACCUGCUUGCUAUUCCCAAAAAAAAAAAAAAAAAAUGAAAACCCUAGAAGACGAACAAUCAACUAUUACAGAUGAUCGAUCCAAAAUGUCAUUCCCUAAGGAAAUCAUCGAAGAUAUCCUUUCCAGACUCCCCGUGAAAUCCAUCCUCCGAUUCAAAUCUGUUUCUAAACCAUGGCUCUCUCUCAUCUCCGCUCCAUCAUUCCACAACCUCCACUCAGCCGUUGGCUCCCGUACCACCGCCUUAUUCUUCUCCGCUUUCGAUUCAUCCACUGGCACACGAUACUUCUUCUCCGGUGCUAAUGAUGGUGGAUCAGUCGCCAAUCUCAUGAAGCUCGACAACAUUGUCUCCAACUUUGCCCAUAAAUUUGCCGAACAUUUGAACGGUUUGUAAAAAUCAAUGGCUUAUUAGGUGUAGCUUGUUACGAUCGCUGGAUCGUGGACGGAAGAAACAAAAUGGACAUUUGGAUGUUGCAAGAUUAUCAGAAUCAAGUUUGGGUCAGAGAAACCAUUUGGUUAGCUUCGAAGUCUUGGAUCAAUUAUAUGGCAGGUGAACCUUACCCGUUUGAUUCUAUCAAUAUGGACGAGAUUAUCUUUAGCCCAAGGGUGUUGUCUGAUAAUUUGAUCAGUGUUCCCAUCUAUAACAUGAAGAGUAGAUGUUCUAAAUCAAUUGAGCUCCCUCUUGGUCAUCGAUUUCUAUCCCCAAAAUCGGUGAGUGUGGAGGAAAUCAAGUGUUAUGUUGAAAGCCUCAUUCCCUUACAGAACUAGCAUGCAUUCAUUUCUGGAAUUCAGGUUUACAUUUUGUUGCUAUCUUGUUAAUGAACAUGUACUUGUAAAGUUUCUGCGGAUGCUGCUCUUAUGUUAAAUAGUAUUCGGAAUCUUGUAUCCCUAUGCAAAUUUUGCUGUGUGAAAUGCUAACAAUCUGCUUUACAAGAUCAA
Molecule: messenger RNA, 998 nt
Organism: Helianthus annuus (common sunflower)
Lineage: Eukaryota; Viridiplantae; Streptophyta; Magnoliopsida; Asterales; Asteraceae
Product: putative F-box protein At1g47300
Exons: 2
Coding region: 97-453 (118 amino acids)
Molecular function (GO): protein binding
Source: RefSeq, a predicted model, not a curated record